GUACGUAUCUAAACAGUUUACCUAAGUGUUCUGGGGGGACGAUAUAUUAUGCGUUCUCAUAUCGGUUCGUGUACGGGAUCUAGUAGCACUCAACAAUACAACUCUCGUCUGGGUUCUUUGUAGACGUAAAGAAAGGAAGGAAAAUUUCGGAGUUAAAAAAAGAAUAUUUUGAAGAAAAAAAAAUCAUAAAUUAAGUUGAUCAUUAGUAGUGUCGAAUGUGCGGGAAAUAUUUUUAGAGAGACGAAAAUCAAAAAGUAAAAUUUUAGUUUAUAUUUGGCGAAAAGUGGCUGAUGAAAGGGCGGGAAAAACUGUUGAUACAGAAGUGAAUAAUCGUGUUGAAAAGUGAGUAUAUGAUUUACGUUUACCAACGCAAUAUAUCCGUAUGAAUAUUUAGAUAGUCGUCUUCGAUCUCACAUGCAACAUAAAAUAAAUAUUUUUAUUCAGAAAAAUUGUUUUCGUUUGAUCCUUGUUCAAAUAAAGGAGUUUUUUUUUGCCGAUACUGUUAUAUAAACUGGAUGGUGGCACAGAUGCAUAUAUAAAAGUGCAUUAAUAGCAUUUCAUAUCGAUGUCAAUUACACACUUUGAAGACAAUUUGAUCUAAAAUAUGUCAUCACAAGUAGCAGAAAAUUACCAACUGAAAUGGCACUCCCACCUGACCAAUUUAAAUACAUCGGUGUCAACGUUAUAUCGAAAUGAAAAAUUUGCCGAUGUUAUGCUCUUUGCCAGUAAUUCAGAGGGUGGCGUUGGUAUUCCGGCUCAUAAAAUCAUAUUGAGUUCAUGCAGUCAUUACUUUGCAUCGAUUUUCGACUCGAAUCCAUCUCCUCCAAACGCUAUGGUAUACAUCGUCCUUCCACCAGAGCUGAGUAAACGAUCCAUUACCACAUUAGUCCAGUACAUGUAUAGCGGCGAGGCAACAGUGUCCAAUGAUAUUCUGAACGAAGUUUUGCGGGGGGGUGAAGUGUUAAAGGUUCGUGGACUUUGGCGCAACAAUCAAACAAGCGAACCGAAUGCAAGUAGUACUCCACAUUGUCCUCCAGCGCAUAAAAGCGACCAGUGCACAAAAGAUCCACACCAAAUUAUUGCUGAGAAACCAAUUUACGAACAUCGAAUACCACAAAUCACAUCAGCAGUAACUGAAAGUCCAGUAAUUGUUAUGUCUUCACAGCCGCAAUCGCAACAGCACCAGCAAUCCAAUAAGUCAAUGCAAAAUAUAGCAGCAAAUCGGGAAAUCAUCAAUAACGAACCAAUAGAAACGGCUGCAAUUCCUACAUCACACUAUGGAUUGGUAUCGUUGCAAAUAGCCGCUGCAGUCAAAAAAGCUCAACAGAAUUCGGAGAAACGCGUCAAAUCCGUAUCCGUUUAUCCGAAGAAUUUAAGUGAAUCGGUUCGACGAUACAGUGAUGAUCAGUCCAAAGAAAUUGAAGCCGGACACAUCCGUGUCAAGGAAGGCGAAGUGUUACGCAUGUCCGACCGCAGGCGAAGUAGUGUCAGCGAAACGAAUGCAGAUCCAUGUGAAAAAGUUACAAUGAAGUAUUCAUCUGGACCGAUAAUAGUUGAGAAAAAGGCGUCCGAUGUUCACAUCCCGGAAGCGUUAAGUUUUCUCACCAUCAAACAGGAACCGACUGAAUGGAGUGAUUACGAACAGGAAAAUGGCAUUGACAAGCCGCAAAUUGAAGUAACUGUAAAACCGGAGAUUUUGUAUGCCGAUGAGGAGCCAGUUGAAAGUGAAGAAGAUCUUGAUGAUCGUGAGCAAAUGAUUUACUCCCCGCUCACUUGUGAAUUGUGCAGUGAAACAUUUACUGUUCCGGCUGAAUGGGUCAGGCACAUCGAGAGCCAUGCAGAGUCUACCCACUGUCAUGUUCCAAAGAAACGGAAAAGACUUGAUUUAAGUGAACCAUCUUGUGAGAACAUUGCCGCUCUUCGUUGCGACCUAUGUUCAAUGUAUUUCGUGACUCCUGCUGAAUGGGUUAGACAUGUCCAGAAUACGCACACCGAAACAGAACUAGCUCUAUCAAACAACAGCACACCGCCAAAGCGAAAUUAUCGACCAAUACGUCCAUUAGAGGGUCAAGUGUUGGAGAAAUCGUGUUCGAUUUGCAAGAAAACAUUUCCAUCAUAUGCAUCAAUGGUGAUACACAAACGGACGCAUACAGGUUUGGCGAACGACCGUUUUACUGCAGUCUCUGUAACAAGGGCUUCAAUGUGAAAUCGAACCUACUCCGGCACAUGCGUACAUUGCACAACCAACUACUGAAUCCAUCGAAUUUGAAUGACUAUUCGGAUGGGCCCAAUCAGGAAUUCGAUAAUGCGUGAUUCAACUGAUUUUAAUUCAACAUUUUACGCAAUAAAGUUUAAAAAAAGAAAACAAAAAAUGAAAAUGAAAAUUCCAAUUUCCUUAAAUUGAAUGUAUUGUAUUGAGCAUGUAUUUUUUGUAAAAAUUUAAUUAAAAAACUUUUAUUUGAA
Messenger RNA from Bradysia coprophila, 2463 nucleotides. RefSeq lists its product as uncharacterized. Gene Ontology annotation, cellular component: nucleus. Gene Ontology annotation, molecular function: protein binding. The record is from RefSeq and is a predicted model, not a curated record. Lineage: Eukaryota; Metazoa; Arthropoda; Insecta; Diptera; Sciaridae. Gene Ontology annotation, biological process: regulation of transcription by RNA polymerase II.